Molecule: messenger RNA, 1107 nt
Organism: Pristis pectinata (smalltooth sawfish)
Lineage: Eukaryota; Metazoa; Chordata; Chondrichthyes; Rhinopristiformes; Pristidae
Gene: selenoj
Product: selenoprotein J
Exons: 7
Coding region: 73-1047 (324 amino acids)
Source: RefSeq, a predicted model, not a curated record
GCUGCAGUAGAGGUGGGCGGUCCCGGUCUGUGGCCCCGCCCCCGCUGUGGCCCCGCCCCCACAGGGCCCGGGAUGGCGGCGGAGCGGCGGCGGGCGGCGGGCGCGGUGCUGGGCUCACUGGUGGCGGACGCGGCAGGACAGCCGCUGCACUGGAUUUACCAGCUGGGCCGAUUGGACGAGAUCCUGCAGGGACGUGAGGCAUCGCCCGAGUUCGUGGAUCCCAGCCAGUGUCUGUUCUACCGGCAGCCCACCGGGGCACAGAGCGGCUACGGUGAUCAGACACUGGCUCUGCUGAGGGCAUUGGUCAAGGCCAAAGGCUGGGAUGUCCAGGUGUACCGACAGGAGCUGUACCGAACCUUCGGCCCCGGGUCGGUGUACGACGUGGAGGCGAGCGGGAGGGUGGAGGGCGGAUACCGACACGCCUCCAUCAGAGCCUUCCUCACCGCGUACGGGGCAGUGACGGAUAGAACGGGGCUGACACCGGACCCACAGAUGGAUGGUGUGGCGAAGGUGGCACCCCUGGUGGCUCUGUACGCUGGUGACCCCGAGCUCCCGCAGUACGUGGAGCAGGCUGUGCGCGUCACUCAGGACGAUGAUCUGGCAGUGAAAUGCAGUGUUGCAGCUGCUGCCGUGCUGGAGGAGUUUGUCCUCGGUCCCCCUGAGGAGGGCUUCCUCGAUCGGAUGAAGGGUCGGCCUGAGCUCAGCGUCAUCGCCGACCGGUUGCCCGAGGUCCUGAAACUGCGCGGCCGGCCACACCGUGAGGUGGUGCAGACAUUUGGCAGCUCCUGUGCCGUCCCUGGGAACCUGCUGAACUGCCUGCACUGCCUGCUGGUGACUCCCGUCCUGCGCGACUACAGCAGCACCGUCAGGCUCACCAUGACCGCCGGGGGCUGCAACUGCAGCCGGCUCUGCUUCGUAGGGGCUUGCGCCGGGGCGGCACUAGGACCCAGCGGGAUCCCGGCCGACUGGCUGAAGAAAACCAUCAACGGUGACGUCAUCAGGGAGCUGUCGGAGCAGCUGGUGACGCUGCGGAGGGGGCGGGGCUGAGGGAGGGGCGGGGCCGAAGGGGCGGGGCUGCGGUCUGGGCAGGAUGUUCUCCCCUCCCCU